Molecule: messenger RNA, 1841 nt
Organism: Stylophora pistillata
Lineage: Eukaryota; Metazoa; Cnidaria; Anthozoa; Scleractinia; Pocilloporidae
Product: monocarboxylate transporter 13
Biological process (GO): transmembrane transport
Molecular function (GO): transmembrane transporter activity
Source: RefSeq, a predicted model, not a curated record
CCGCAUGAUUUGAAAAUUUCUCUUCUUCUGCGCCCAGAACUUUGAACGUAAUAAUCAUAGUUUCGUUGAAAAAUAACACGAAGCUUGCGGCUUGAAUCCGGCUUUCGAUUUCAAGCAUUACUUGAAAAACCUGUUUCUCUCUUUCAUAUGGCGGUCUGUCGUAAACAAGUCUCUUUUUUUGUGAUUAUCCAUUCGAGAGAUAUUUUCUUUAUCGAAUGGACCCUUUUCCGUUUCGCAUGUUGUAGAAUCUAUCGAGAUCUCCUCUCCUUGAGACAUGCCGUCAAGUCAGGAUAAGUUAGUUGAAGUUGACAUGGGUAAAGAAAGCGAGGCUGUCGGCAAUGGCGACACGACCACAAAAACUGUGACAUGCGUUGUAAAGGUUUCUCCUGAACAAGAUAGCUGUUGGUCCUGGUUGGUGUGUUUUGGAGCAGUCUUGUCAAAUGUUAUCAUCUGCGGAUUCACGUAUAGUUAUGGGAUCUUGUUUCCUGCUCUCUUGGACGAAUUUCAGCAGGGGAAAGCUAAGACAGCUUGGGUUGGUUCAAUUGCCAUGAUGGGCCUUGGACUUUUCGGACCUUUGGUCGGAAACCUAUAUCAUCGCCUGGGUGCGCGAAUUGUGACACUUUCGGGAACAUUGAUUUGUGUAGCUAGUCUCAUUGUGACCUCAAAAGUGACGAACCUCUACGUCAUGUAUUUCACUUAUGGAUUUUUGUUUAGUUUUGGCUCCUGUGGUGUAUUUAUACUAACCUACAUAAUGGUACCAAAGUACUUUACGAAGUGGCGCUCGCUUAGUUUGGGUCUCAUUGCUAUGGGGCCCGGUGGAGGUUUGUUUAUCAUGAGCCCAAUUGUACACGAGCUCUUCAAAGCGUUCGGUUGGCGAGGGACUUUUUUAUGCAUGGCUGGUAUUGUAUUUCUUACAAGUGUCCUGGCUUUCGUUUAUAAACCAACAGUCGAGUCUGGAAAGAUGGACCUGAAUUCACAACAAAAGGAGAACAAGAAAUUCUGGGACAUAUCAAUCCUUAAACACAAAGAGUUUGUUCUUUGCACAACUGCCGCUGUCUUGUUUUACACCGGGCAUUAUACUCCAACCGUUCACAUGGUCCGUUACUUGGAGGAAAAGGGAUUUGCAGAAGUGACAGCUUCACGUUUGUACAUUUACAGUGGGAUAGCUUCCUUACUAAUCAGGCCUGUGAUUGGUCGAUUGAAUGACUUUAAAUGGAUAAACAUGUUGCACAUAUAUUUCAUAGCUGCUGGCCUUGAAGGGGCCUCUACCUUGCUCUUCCCUAUGGCAACAACGAGCACGCACUUUAUAAUCUACUUUGUGGUGUAUGGGUUGGCCGAUGGAACAUUGGGCUGUGGGUUUGCCAUUGCUGUGUUGAACAGUCUUCCAGAAAAGUUGAAACCUCUAGGAUUCGGGCUUUAUAACUGCCUUAGCUGAAUAUCCUCAGCUUGUGGUCCAGGUCUUGGAGGUCUCGUAGCUGAUAUCAAGGGAUCCUAUACCCCAGUGUUCUACAUGGUUGGUGCAAUAAUGUUGGCUGGAGCAGUCAUAAUCUUCGUCGUAUCAUGCAUAAAGAAACCGGCGCCUGAAAAAUCGAACGAGAAGGAAGAAGUCACUCAGUGGGAAUCACUGAUAGUUGUUGAAAAGUGCUCUGUUGUUUAGUUUCUUGAUUUGUUUAUUAGGGUUAUUGAAUAGUGAAUGAGACAGGUGUAGGGUGCCAUCUGCAGCCAACCGUAAUUAACCUUACCUGAGGUUGCUAGUGUCACCGUCGGCGAGUGAUAGCAGAAAUGAUGCUAUGUUUUAAACAUUAACUUGUAUGAUAAUAAAAUUCCUAAGUUCUGCAGAA